AUGGCCUCUAAGUUCUGGCCCAAAGGUGGCCUUCCAGGUAUCCUACAUCAUUACACCGAAACCCUCGUAACAUUCGAGUAUACAUCCGGGAGCAUCCCUAAACCCCAUAGUCUUCUCUUCAUAGGAGGACUAGGAGAUGGCCUCGCAACCACAUCAUUCAUGGCCGAUAUAGCCACAGCUUUACAACCAACCCCCUGGUCCCUCUUUUCCCUCAAUCUCUCAUCAUCUUACGCACAAUGGGGAACAUCACAUCUCGAUCGCGAUUCAGACGAAAUAGCAGAAUGUCUCCGCUACAUCCAAGAAUACAAGAGCUCCAAAUAUCCAAACAGCAAAACCAUACUAAUGGGUCAUUCGACCGGUUCUCAACUCGUACUCCACUAUCUCCAUAAACCCAAUCCUCACACCACCACCCCAAUCUUUGAUCCCCAUCUCAAACAUGUCUCGCGUCCGAUCCUCGACGGUGCAAUCAUGCAAGCACCCAUUUCAGAUCGCGAAGCCAUUCAAUCCGUCCUACGAGAUGGACUUGGCAAAAGACCUUCAAGUGAAUGUCAAGCCGCAUUUCGACAAAUCCAAGAAAUAGCAAAAGAUGCAGCCAAACGCGAUCAAUCUAUCGAUAUCAUCCUCCCCAUGUCCCUCACCUCCCAAAUCGGCUACGGUAAUACACCAAUUAGCUGUCGACGGUUCAUGAGUCUCGCCAGUCCCAAAAGUCCCCAACAGCCUGAGGAAGAUGAUUUAUUCAGCUCGGAUCUGAGUGAUGAGCAAUUGGCAAGAACUUUCGGGAUUAUUAAAGAAAGGGGUUUGUUGAGGGAUAAACUUGUUAUUUUUUAUUCUGGGGCUGAUCAGGCGGUGCCGGAUUGGGUGGAUAAGGAAAAGUUACUUAAGAGGUGGAAGGAUGCUGCGGAUCAUGGGGGAAGAGAGAGUGUUUGGGAUGAUGAGUUUACGGCUAUUAUUCCAGGGGCGAGUCAUGCGUUGAGUAAUGAUGAUCAGGCGGGUCCGAGGAAGUUUUUGUGUGAGAGGUUGAUGGGUAAAUAA
Sclerotinia sclerotiorum 1980 UF-70 is the source of this 1032-nucleotide messenger RNA. RefSeq lists its product as hypothetical. The coding region runs from base 1 to 1032 and encodes 343 amino acids. NCBI's taxonomy places the organism in Eukaryota, Fungi, Ascomycota, Leotiomycetes, Helotiales, Sclerotiniaceae. The transcript is spliced from 3 exons. The record is from RefSeq and is a predicted model, not a curated record.